Messenger RNA from Penicillium verrucosum, 1881 nucleotides. RefSeq lists its product as uncharacterized. The record is from RefSeq and is a predicted model, not a curated record. The transcript is spliced from 3 exons. Bases 1 to 1881 code for a protein of 626 amino acids. NCBI's taxonomy places the organism in Eukaryota, Fungi, Ascomycota, Eurotiomycetes, Eurotiales, Aspergillaceae.
AUGAUAAGUCUUGAACUUUCUGGGUCAUGGACAGGUAUUUCAACUACAGAUGAGUACACCAUCGAAGGCCUCCUCAAUAACAAGGUUCUGCUGGAGAGUACAUUCAAGUCCCCUCAUCUGGCAAGAUUCGAUACCCCCUAUCUCGAUCUCAAGACAGCCCCCUCGUUUCUUUGCCGUUACGCUGGAGAUUGGAAGUGGCGCAUAAGACAGGACCGGUGGGAAGAGUCCCCAGAUAUAACUCGCCUGGAGCUUAACUUCGUAUUUUCAGGUCCGCCAGCUGGACCACUAAUUGCACCAACACCAGAUGUCCGGAGCAGGCCAGACUUUAAUCACGAAUAUCCUGUGGAUCUCUUCCGUCUAUUCAUCCCGAAGUUUGAUGUUCCGGUUCCUCCCACCAAUACUCGACAGCAGUGGUAUUUCAAGCGAACCAUGGAGACCAUUUGGAAAUUGGGCUUAGGUACCAAUCCAUAUUUAAACGCCCCUCGUCCCUUCCAAUAUGAGGCAAUUAGUGGAGGUUCUAGCUAUAUUGACACUCAUAUCGGCGGGCAAUUUCAGCUCAGACGCUUUGUUGCUGGAAUGUUCAGCACUUUGAACUGUUAUGACUUGGCAGCACUAUCACAACUUGCGGUUUGCAUCAUACGAGACGACAGCGGUGACAGCGGUGUCGAGAUGUAUGACAGUAAAUACAUCCUUUGCGGUGACUAUGGAUUCAUACCCGACGGGACACUGUUCGGCUGGCCACAGUUCCCAACCUGCAAUUCACCCUUCUUCUGUAGAGGUCGUCUGCCUCAUUACCCUGCAGAUGAUACGAACCGGCAGAAAUUUGAUCGACACGCUUGGGUGGAGGUCACUAGCUCAUCGGGAACUAGAACUGUACUCGAUGCAACUCACUGCCUCCUAAUCCCGACGCCACCAGAACCGGCUAGCGGUACAGAUGAUCGAAUGACUUACAUUGGGAAAUAUACGGACCCUACAAGGGGUCCAUAUCAGCGGAUAUACACUGAAAACCCGGGUAGUAGUCUACAACAGAUUGGCGUUUGCGGAGUCGGCACAGUUCCAUUCUUAGGGCCAUCUCCUGUUGUCGAGCCGCAUGUUGAAGCAGCGAAGCCUGCACCUGUCAACAAUGCGCCAUGCAAUGACGCUACGAUAUUGAACGUCAUCAAAUCUGUCCUUCCCUUGGCAGCCCUCGACGCUAGUGAUUGGCAGGUGGGAUCUCGCGGGUGUCAGGCUUUGACUGCGUACAAGGGAAUACCAGACAGCAGCGACCGCCUUUUUGUCGAACUCAAUAAUUCCGAAACACUCCAUGACGCACUUCGCCAGUACCAAAAGUACAGAGACAUGCUCAGAGACCUCACAGAUCCAGAUGCUGGUCUUCCGCCCGAUGGCGUAGGUGACCUGGCUCUGCGGCUUCCAUUCCACUUCCUCUGGAGACGUAACAAUAUGUUCAUCCGCGUGUUCGCAAAUGCGCCAAGUACUGGACAAUCCCAAGAUAUUGAUAUUCCCGACUUGAUCCUAAGGGCAUCUAAAGCGAUAGAUUCAUAUCUGAGUGCCCACGCUGUCGAUCCCGGCCGUGAAGCGCGCCCUUCACCGGUUCUUAAGUACCCGGAGCAUAGAAACAUUGUUGUGGAGGGUAUGCAAAUGGUCGAGGUACCUCUGAACAAUGUUGAGGACAUCUCGGACAUCUGUAUUGCAGAAAUCGGGGACCAUACAGUUGUCAAACAAGCAUCAAUUGGAGCCACAGAAGACGGCAGGAAAGGUGUUAUUCGGCUUUCUACCCUGGAUCCAGGUGAAACGGAUGUCGCGAUCUGCGUGGCUCACCAUCUCAACUUGUCCACUUCAACCCUAAAAGUUAGUAUUAAAGUUGUGGAGUCUGCCGACUAG